GGGAUAUAAUUCGUAGUCACUACUUUGCAAUAGCAUACAUCAUCUUGUCUAUCAAAUAUAUCUGACCAUCCCAUCAAAACAACAUGUCCAAGAGAAUCCUCAUUAUCGGUACCGGAUUCGCCGGUGUCUGGAGCGCCCUUGCUGCGAAGCGCCUCGCGAAGCUGGUCAAGAGAGAGGACGAGCUUGAGGUUCUUGUCGUUUCUCCAAAGCCCUCGUUGGUGGUCCGUCCGCGUCUCUACGAGGCCAAUGCUGCCAAUAUGACCGCCUCUCUCGAGCCCCUCUUCCAAGAAGCUGGCAUUGAACAUGUCCAAGGAAUCGUGCAAACCAUCAACGCUCAAGACAAUACCGUCCUUGUGAAAUCGAUAUCCGGAGAGGAAUCAACUAUAACGUAUACCCGGCUCAUCCUAGCAGCCGGAAGCUCUAUCAUUCGACCAAAGUCCAUCACCGGCAUCCACGAGCAUGCAUUCGACAUCGACUCCCUCGAUGCCGCCGCCAAGCUCGAAGCUCACCUCAACAGCCUGGCAUCCCUUCCCGCCAGCCCAGCUCGCGAUACCAUCGUUGUCUGCGGUGCCGGAUUCACAGGCAUCGAAAUCGCAACCGAGCUGCCCAAGCGCCUCCCAACCCCGAACACGAAGAUCAUCGUGGUCGAAAGCGCCGACAAUCUCGGGCCAGAGCUCGGACCCGGCCCACGCCCCGUCAUCACGCAGGCCCUGACCGAACUCGGCAUCGAAUACAAAAUCGGCUCUCCAGUGACAACCAUUGACACAGACAGCGUGACCCUGGCCUCUGGUGAACGCAUCGAAACCAAGACCGCCAUCUGGACUGCGGGCGUACGCGCAACACCCCUAACCCAGCAAAUCCCAGCCCCCAAGGACGCCCUCUCCCGCCUCGAAGUCGACAGCCACCUCCGCGUCCCAUCGUUCCCCAAAAUUCUAGCAACAGGCGAUACCGCCCACGCCGCCACGGAUAAACUCGGCAACUACGCCCUAAUGUCCUGCCAACACGCCAUCCCCAUGGGCCGCGUAUCCGGCCACAACGCGGCGGCCGAUCUCCUCGGCGAACCACUCAUACCGUACUCGCACGAAACAUACGGGUGCUGCCUGGACCUUGGGACAUGGGGGACUGUCAUCUGUCUCGGAUGGGAGCGCGAGGUGAAAUAUACGGGGGAUGUGGCGAAGCGCGUCAAGGGGUUUAUUAAUCGGACGCUGAUUUAUCCGCCGGCGGAUCUGGAUCAGGCGAUGGGCUUGGCCGAUCCGCUGCCGGAGGAUUCGGAGAGGUUGUUCAAGAGGAUUUUGGAGGCGGUUGCUGUUGCUGCCUAG
This is a messenger RNA of Aspergillus calidoustus, 1319 nucleotides long. The record is from the annotation of a GenBank genome assembly. NCBI's taxonomy places the organism in Eukaryota, Fungi, Ascomycota, Eurotiomycetes, Eurotiales, Aspergillaceae.